Messenger RNA from Folsomia candida, 2330 nucleotides. RefSeq lists its product as uncharacterized. The transcript has 8 exons. The record is from RefSeq and is a predicted model, not a curated record. The coding region runs from base 222 to 1748 and encodes 508 amino acids. Lineage: Eukaryota; Metazoa; Arthropoda; Collembola; Entomobryomorpha; Isotomidae.
UAAAGAACCAGCACACAUUACUUGCACCGGUGCAAACUUGACAAAUCGUGUAACAAAAAUGCGAGUAAUUCAUACUCCCCCGCAUAAUCUCCAAAUCAAUCAGUCGUCAGCUAGGAGUGCAUGUGAGAGCAGCAAAUUAUUUGUUCCGGUGCAAUUUAAUUUUUCAACAACAAAAAAUCAAACCAAAGACCUUUGUCAAGGCCACACCCCUCCAUUCCACCAUGUCUAAAAGGGUCCCCCCUGUUAAGUCGAUGGACAAAGUGGGAUCUGGUCCUUUGGAUACAUUUGUUCAGAAAAGACCACGGUCAUCAACUCUUGGUUUUGGUCAAUCAGAAAAACACGAAAAGGGGAAGGAGAAUGCUGCGCCUCGUGUUGUUUUGACCGGUCAAACUGCUAUCAAUAUUGCCAGGGAAGAAGAUCAGUCCUUACGCCCGGCCAGUCCUAAAAGAUCGAUGAUGACAGCUGUUCAAAGCGCAGUCGAAGAGACUGGACUGGACGAUUCGGGUGUUGUAGAUUUGAUGUUCAGUGAUGAUGGAGAGACUGGUGAGGAAGAAGAGGCAGGGACAUUGGAGAAUACGGAGGAGGUCAACCCCCAACCCGGCCCUUCACGCGGAAUCCCAAUUCCUCAUUACCGGCAUGGAGAUUUGUCGGACAACGUAUACGAACAGUUCCACCGCGAAGUUUUGCUGGAUUGGCUCGAGGAGGUGAGGAAAAUGAAACCUCCGGUGCGCAAUGACACCAAAAGAUUAGAAUUGGAAAAUGCAGCCAACUGGGGUCAACAACGCCGAAAAGGGAAACUAGUUGUCCAAUUCGACACAAAAAUUCCCGGCUCACCCAUCAAGGGAUACUAUGUCAUGAAAGCUGAUGGAUGGAGAAACAAUCUAUUUUCAUACUUUAAGCGGGCCAUGAAAGACGGGAUAUCUCUGUCUCAUAGAGAAAGGAAUAUGGCGUAUAGAGAUCCACACCAUCCGCUCUAUGACACCAUCAAGGAUAGCAAUUCGAGUUCGGGUGACAAACGUCCCCCCUUGGACAUCGUUUACAUUGCCACAUUAUUUCCCAAGGAACAUCUGAAAAUAAGUUUAAUUGACAUAAUGAAGAAAGAAUUAGGACCGGUCCUAGAAAGUGAACCUCUUUUCCGGCUGCUCUAUUACAUUGGGAUUUUUGCUGGUCGUUGUGGUUAUUUUUCAAUGCGCGACGACCAUUUCACUGCAACCUUAAAGCCCAGCCAUAUUUACAUCCGUACUGUUGGGAGCCCAAAUCCGUUGGCUUGUAUGCAGAACAAAGUCAUUCUGUGCGACUCCACUGCGACAAAACAAGCUCUUGAAGGAUUUUUGAUGGCCUACGCGAGAAAGACGAAUGAAGUACUUGGCUAUGAACGGUACAUUGACACAGAGACGGCUUCUCCCGACUUUGAGUACAUCAAAAAGGCCAUCAAAUACGCAGACGACAAAAUUCCCCUCUUCCGUAUUGUAGAAAAAGGGGACCGGUCCCAUCCUCCCCUUUGGGCCAACAUGGAACAAGCAACCACCCUUCCUUACACCAUCACUGAGGAAGAGCUCAUUCUCCGCUUUGACCCAGAUAGGCCAGAGGUCAAGAGACACUACAAAAGCUUUCAGGAUAUGGCUCACCUUAUCAGUGAAGUUGGCGACCCCCCGGAGAGAUAUUUUUACACCAACGACAAGUCCCGAAAUGAAUUCAAAGAAGAAUUUGACAAGAUCAAAGCAGCUCGUGAAGACAAAGAAGACUAGUGUUUUUAUUGAUUUGUUAAUACAUAUGAUUAUUGUUUGUGUUCUCUCCAUCUACAUUUAUAAUUUCGUUCAGAGUUGUAGUAUUUAAAUUUUAUUGAAAAAUUAAUAUUUAUUUCUAUAAACACAAUACAAUUUAAAACAAGAUACUUAGUUGGCUUGACCAUAUACAAGUAUUUAUUUUGGGAGAAGGAUCAAAUCAAACACUUGUCAACCGAUGUCAACAACUUUUCUCAUUCAAAGGAUAAGUUUGGCCGUACAACGAGGGAACGCAGCUUCAAUUAUGGGAGCUGUUCCCAAUCAUCGAGGAUUAGAAGAAUUGUUUUAUAUCUUUAAUAAUAUUUCAUGUUAUGCUCAAAAAAAUCAUCAGGGGCCGAAUGGUGGUCUCGGACGCUUACCCGGAUCAAGUAGUGGUUUUCCCACCCCACCAACAUCGGGUUUUUCCACUACUCCCCAAGCCAACUAAGUGUCUUUUGUUUCAAAUUUUAAAUUGUAUUGUAUUGUAUUGUAUUUUUCAAAGUUUAUGUCAAUUCGAUUUUGAUUGGCUAAGUUAAAUACAGGAUUCCUUGACAACUUUUGCAUAAU